UGGCAACCAUUACAGAUCGCAGUAGAUGAUUGAACCUUGAGUUAUAAAAAAGCGCUGAAUAUAGUUUUUUACUUAUAGUGUUUUGCCAUGCGAAUUAUUACACGAAUUACUACUCUAUUUAUUGUUUGUGUUUCUCUUAGUCCCGGAUAUACACAAAAUAGUAAUGGCUGCGGGCUAGAAAAAUUCGAGUGCCACGACGGAGAAUGUAUAGCGGGUGAAUUAUUAUGCGACGGAAAAGCAGAUUGUAAAGAUGAAUCUGAUGAGACAGUGAUCGAAUGCACCAAACCAGAGCUUUUAUGUCCUGAUUAUGCCUUUCGGUGCAAAUAUGGUGCAUGUGUAAAUGGUGACGCUGUAUGUAAUGGUGUCAAAGACUGUAUUGAUAAUAGUGAUGAAACGUUGCCCCAAUGCAAAACAGGAAAUAAUGGAACCACAAGACCUUCACGAUGCAGAAGAGAUGAAUUUAUGUGUGACAAUGGAGAAUGCAUUAAUAAUAUUUACGUGUGUGAUGGAAUAUCACAAUGUGCGGAUGGCUCCGACGAAGUGGCUGCGAAAUGUAUGUCGCUUAGUUGUUUACCGACAGCUUUCCGUUGCGCUUAUGGAGCUUGUAUUGACGGCGAUCUACGUUGUAACGGAAAAGUCAAUUGCGUUGAUGGAUCCGACGAGGAUUCACAAUUGUGUAGUGGAGCUGCAUGGCCAUCAGCGUUCCCACCGGGACCGACAUCAACUACUACAGUUUCUCCUGUGACGCCUAUAACAUCUAGUACACCGAAAUCUUGUAAAACACCUUCACAACCACCAAAUGGUCAUUGGAAACUACACCGAUUGCAGUGUGAUCGGAAUGAUCAGGAUUGUAAUAUACCAGAAGGAGUAGAAUUACCAGUAGGAUCUCAACUUGUCUACUCUUGUAAUUCGGGCUAUAAAAUAAGGGGUACUACCGACGUGGGUUGCAGUUUUGAAGGAAAAUGGCUCAAUAUACCAGUUUGUAUAGAAAUACGCUGCGAAGCUUUAAGCACGGCAUCGACCGAGGCUUUAUGUACGUAUAACAACGAUUGGGCGUCGUGUGAGUCUUCAGUUUUGCCAGGUACAACAGCGACCUUGUCUUGCCGAAACAGUUAUCAGCGUGAGACAAAAUUUUCGAGCCGGAGAGAUCAAGUGAGAUGUGACACGGACGGUAAAUGGGUACCGGAUCCUAUACGAUGCAUUCCAGUAUGCGGUACACUGCCUCCUAGACUCAAACCGCUCAUUUAUAACGGCACGAAGCCCAAUAUCACAGAAUUCCCAUGGCACGCUUCUUUGUACUUUGAAUCUGCAAGUGGGAUCAAGAAAUUCUUUUGCGGUGCUUCUAUCAUUCAAGAUAAUCUUCUGAUAACGGCAGCACAUUGUAUAUUCAAUGAGAACACUAAGAAAAUUAUAGAAAAUCCCGAAAAGAUAUUCGUACUAACGGGUAAUAUUCUUCGUGACUACGACUCUUCCUGGCACGAUGAGAGAAUUGUUCGAAAGGGACAGGUGAACAAAAUUUACAUCAUAUGCAGUUACUUAGGACUUAUAGGAAAUUAUAUAUGGGAUAUCGCGAUAUUAGAGCUUGUCAAGCCAUUCGUAUUAUCCACCUUGUUGGUACCCAUAUGCAUAGAUCCUUUUACAUAUGGCGAUCAAGUUGUAUUGGAACCGGGCUCUUACGGAAAGGUGGCAGGGUUUGGCAGGACUGCGGCGGGUGAACCCAGUGAAAUAUUACAAGCUCUAAGCGUGCCGUAUGUCCCAUACAGCGAAUGCAAGUCCGCGAGUCAAGACAACGAGAAACAAAAAUAUAUUACUAUUGAUAAGUUUUGCGCAGGCUACACAAAUGGUUCUUCUGUUUGUGAUGGUGAUAGUGGUGGAGGACUAGCAUUUGAGACCGGAGGCCUGUGGUAUCUGCGAGGCAUAGUUAGCGUUUCUCUCGGUACAAUAGAACAUGGUGGAAGUUCUCAUUGUGACAAUAAUUUGUAUUCCUUAUACACACGAAUCUCCAGCCAUAUUACAUGGAUAUUAGAUGUAGUUGACAGAAUAGGGCAUAAGAGACCAUAUCCAUCAUGUCCGGAUAAACCUUGAAUAUUGUAAAUGUUUUACAUUAUAUUGUUUUUAUCUUUCCAAUAUAAGACCAUUUAUUAUUUUUGUAAUUCAUAUUACUUGCAUACACAUUAAUACAAUCACUGAAUUAAAAAUAAAGAGUUAAAU
This is a messenger RNA of Harpegnathos saltator (Jerdon's jumping ant), 2211 nucleotides long. RefSeq names its product modular serine protease. Bases 88 to 2085 code for a protein of 665 amino acids. Lineage: Eukaryota; Metazoa; Arthropoda; Insecta; Hymenoptera; Formicidae. The record is from RefSeq and is a predicted model, not a curated record. The transcript is spliced from 8 exons. Gene Ontology annotation, cellular component: membrane. Gene Ontology annotation, biological process: proteolysis. Gene Ontology annotation, molecular function: G protein-coupled receptor activity; serine-type endopeptidase activity; protein binding.